Coturnix japonica (Japanese quail) is the source of this 1620-nucleotide messenger RNA. RefSeq names its product chromosome 22 C17orf78 homolog (gene C22H17orf78). The record is from RefSeq and is a predicted model, not a curated record. Lineage: Eukaryota; Metazoa; Chordata; Aves; Galliformes; Phasianidae.
CGUCUCCACGGCAGCCCCAGUGCCCAGGGCCCUCACCCAGCUCCACGCACCGGCAUCACCCACUGCAGCGUGCAGCCCUGAGAUUUGUGCUCAGGACCACAGCUCACCUGGGACAAACCUAUUGGAAAGGAGUUUGGCUGACAGAGAAGUCUUUCUUCAGGUCUAUUUCUUACCAAAGUCCACAUUUUGCUGGACUGGAUCAGAACUAGUAAUCUGUAUGAUCUAUGGUGAAUUCACUUUAAGCCCUGCAUGAGUCAACCGUCAUAAAAGUACAGGAGUUUUCAGCAGGAAUGUAUGAUUAGAGAGCUGUUCCAGGAGCUCUGCUAAUCAGCACAGUAUCUGCUUAAACACCUGUACAGCAGCUCAGGGAAAGCAGUAAAGAUAAAAACGGCUUCAGGACUGUGAAGAGCAGGUGCAAUUAUGGUCAUUCUAUUAAUACUCAGCUUGGUGAUAGUGCACAAGAGUCUCAUCAGAGAAGACCUCAGGGACUACAGAUGCUAUGUGGGAAGUGCCUGGGCUGACGGCCGCAUACGAAACCUGGAUGUCUUCCUGCAAGCUCCUGGGAUAGCUGAAACCGGAGGGACAUUAAGCAGAAACAAUAAAGUCACAUAUCUGGAAUGCGUUAGUCGUCAAAGCCAUGUGCAAGUAAAUCUGCUGCACCUGGAGAAGAUGCACGGAGAUGUGACAGAGUGGACAGCAGAGGAAUGCACCGUGGAGAGCCUGCAGGUCAUCCCCAGCACAGCCGGGGGACACAACCACACCUGUUUCUUACAGACAGCCACGAGAAGGCAGUUCCGUCGAAGAUUCAUUUUCAGAAGCAAAGUGUUUCUGGCAGUGAUUUCGAAUCACACCGUAACAGCAACACCACUCAAGCAGGACACUUUUUCCAAUGGCUCAUCUACCCCACGUGUGCACCCGGAGCAACAGCCUUCCCAAGAGAGAAUUCCAUCCGCAAAUGGCAAAGAUUCACUGAUCAGACGAAAAAUAGCUAUCUUCAUGAAAGUGUUCUUUGUUUGCAUCCUGUUAGCUCCUCUGAUAUGCUAUGUCAUAUUUUUCAUACACGAAAUAAGCCACUUGUUCUUGUGCCUUGACUGGAUUGGCAGCAGAUGGAUCAGACGCAAAUACACUCCUGCAGCCUCCAUCCCAGCGAAUCACCAGUCAGGAACACUCUCAGCCCAGCUACCCAAGGACAGAAAGGAGAAGUCUGUGCAAUGUAUUGCCUGACUCUCAGAAUCCCUUCCCACAGAUCCCUACACGAGAAAACCCCAAAUUAUCGUCAUCCACAAAACCUAUUUAUGAAAUGCUGCAGGCUUUAGAGAAACACUGUUUUUACCUAAAAAAUGCAUCAUCUUCUUCCUCACCACUUACUGGGAACAGCAGAUUGAACAUCAGCAGCUUAAACAACCACAGCUUCAACUGCUGCAGACUGAAACCAGACUUAACAUCAGAAGCAACAUUUACCUGGUUAGGAGCAAUGGCAUCAAUUCACUGUGAAACGAGGUGCUGUGAAGACACCCACAUGCUGAUUCCUUCCAUUAACUACCUGGAUUCAUGCUUUAAUUCCCAGAUACUUGACAGACCUGUUGGCAUAAGCAAUAAAUAUUUCAUUGACAUUCCAAA